UCUGGGAGUUGAAGUCCACAAGUCUUAAAGUUGCCAAGGUUGGAGACCCCUGCUGUAGAUGACCAACUGAGUGAAUAUUGUAAAGUUGAGAGGGAGGCUCAACUUUUUAUAUCAUGGACCAUAAUCGUAGUUAUGAUGCAAAACUGGCAUUUGUACAUAAGAGGAGAGGUCAUAGCUUCCUUCUAAAACACAAACUUCACAUGUAGAAAGUUCCAAGUUCAAUCACUGCAUGUUCAGGAAAGGCUUUUGGCAGAGAGGCAGUCAGGAUAAAACUAAGCAAAAAGAUCUGAACAAUUAUAAUCUAUAAGCAAGGUGUAUGUGAUCUUCUAGAGCAGAGGUGUCAGACUCGCAAUGACACAUUGUCACCAUGUGAUGUAUCGCAACUUUUUCCCCCUUUGCUAAACUGGGCAUGGGCGUGGCCCACACAUGAGGUAUCCAGCUGCGAGUUUGACACCCCUGUCCUAGAGACAACAGAGCUGAGAAUAUGGGACUCUUUUCAGUUUGAGGAGAUAAGUGUCCUGCAUGUUGUCCCUUAGCAGUGUGUAAUUCCCCCGCCCCCCCCCCCACACACACUCAAAAAACUAAAAGAAAACAAGCUAACUUUGUUCAAGAACUUUUAAGUCGCUGUAAGAAUUUUGCAUUUUUAGUCCCACCAGAAAGAUAAGAGGUGAAGAGAAAUGACAUAAUUUACAUUCCAGCCUUCGGGGGGCAAAGAAAGCUGGGGGGAGAAGUUGGGGAAACCUGAAAAGGAGCGAUGCCUAUUACUCAGAGGAGGCAGUCUACUAACAAAAGCCUUGUGUCACAAUUCACACAUCAUCAUGUUGCUGUGUUCCUCCUCACUUUCUUCAGCUACUCUCUUCUCCAUGCCUCCCGAAAGACCUUUAGCAACGUCAAGGUCAGCAUCUCCAGCCAAUGGACCCCCUCUUGCUUUAAUGAUUCUGCCUUCAUUCUUCAACCAUAUGAGCUUUGGAACAGCAGUCAUCUAUUUCCUAAUGCUGAAGAAGCAACAUUAUUUCUUGGAACAUUGGAUACCAUCUUCCUGUUUUCUUAUGCUGUGGGCCUGUUUGUUAGCGGUAUUGUUGGGGAUCGCUUGAACAUGCGCUGGGUUCUGGCAUUUGGGAUGUGCUCCUCUGCCUUAGUGGUGUUUGUGUUUGGCACUGUCACCGAAUGGCUGCAUUUCUACAACAAGUGGUUCUACUGCUGCCUGUGGAUUGUGAAUGGCUUGCUGCAGUCUACGGGCUGGCCCUGUGUGGUAGCUGUUAUGGGAAACUGGUUUGGCAAAGCUGGGAGAGGAUUUGUUUUUGGACUCUGGAGUGCUUGUGCAUCAGUGGGUAAUAUCCUUGGAGCGUUUCUUGCCUCAUCGGUUCUGCAGUAUGGCUAUGAGUAUGCCUUCUUGGUGACAGCAUCAGUACAGUUUGCUGGAGGAGUUAUUGUCUUUUUUGGCCUUGUGCUUUCUCCCAAAGAAGUAGGCCUCCCUGAAAUUGGAAAAGAAGGGGAGGGUGAAGCUGCUGAGGAAGAUGCCACUGAGCCAUUAAUUAGCAGCCACGAGAAUGAAGAUUUCGAUAAGCAGAAUUACACCCUUCAGGCAUCAAACCUAAGCAGUGGUACAAUUGCUCCAUCCCAGGCCAUUGGAUUUUUUCAGGCGUGCUGUCUGCCUGGCGUAUUAUUGUAUUCCUUGGCCUAUGCUUGCCUGAAGCUAGUGAACUACUCCUUCUUCUUCUGGCUGCCCUUCUACCUCAGCAACAAUUUUGGUUGGAAGGAGGCAGAAGCCGACCAGCUCUCAAUCUGGUAUGAUGUUGGAGGCAUUAUAGGUGGUACCAUCCAAGGUUUUAUCUCUGAUGUGCUCCAAAAAAGAGCUCCUGUAUUAGCUAUUAGCCUCAUCUUGGCUAUUGGAUCUCUCUUUGGAUACAGCCGUUCCCCAAAUAACAAACCUAUCAAUGCAGUUAUCAUGGCAAUUACAGGCUUUUUUAUUGGAGGGCCUUCCAACAUGAUCAGCUCCGCCAUUUCUGCAGACCUGGGACAUCAGGACGCGAUCAAAGGAAAUAGCGAGGCUCUUGCAACCGUGACAGGGAUUGUGGAUGGCACUGGCAGUAUUGGGGCCGCUGUGGGUCAGUACUUAGUAUCUUUGAUCCAGGAGAGGUUGGGAUGGAUGCAAGUUUUCUAUUUCUUCAUUCUGAUGACCAGUUUAACGGUGGUCUUCAUCAUGCCUUUGAUAGUGAAAGAAACCAACAUGCUCCUUAACCAGAGGCGCUUGCGCAGAUCGGACUUGCUGAGAAAUGGCCGCCGACACGUUCAUCGCUGAAAGGCUGUCAUCUGAAUCCCAUCCGAAGAUCAUGCUAUGGAAACCCACAACUGGGAAAGAGCUGACUGCGCGCUUGGAAGGCUUAGUUGAGUGUAAGAGUGAGAGAUGCUUCCUCUUUUGAUUUUUACCUCUUUGUUUCCAAGGCUUGUUGAUGCGAUUAUCCAGAUCAAAUGAUAACACGUUGGGCUUGUGUGUGGGAGAAAGGUUUCUUGAAAGCAGAAUGUGAUUGUGCCUAGAAAAAGCGUUUGUAUAGUAAACCCUUGAUUUAAUGGAUAGGGGCCCGGGGAAAGGGGGUGUCUCUUAAAGCUGAAUGAGAUUGUUCGAGGCCAAAAUGUACCCAUACAUGAAAUUAUUUUAAUAAUCAUAAGUGUUCGGUGUCGCCUUUACCUACGAAGCCAUUGGUAAAAGCAUACCUGAAAGUACAAAACAUUUACACCCUGUCUUACAAAAUAUAGUCACCAACUCUUGUAAAAAAGUUCGAGAUAGCCACUAACUGACCAGGUAAUUAUUUAUUAACUAUUUUUUUUAUUAAAAAAAACAAAUUAUGGAUAUGCAGCAGCAGAAAACAUUGCCCGACCUGACUUGAUCCAUUGUUUGGGAUGGAUUCUGACAAAAAAUUCAGACAAAAAAUCCAGAUCCAACUUAUUUUGUCCGCUGCAUUCGAGAUCCAUUAAACAGAGGAUUUACUAUACUUGCUUUCUUCCUAUUGUGCUCAUUUAUUGGUGGCAAUCUGGAGGUCUGCCAGAUGUUUUAAAACUUUAGGUUCCUUUGUGUCUCCCCAUUGGGCUCUGCUGGCUAGGGCUGAUGGGAAUCGGAGUUCAGCAGAAAGAGGGGAGCCACUUUACCCCUCCUAAUGCCAAAGGAAGAUAAUGUUAUUUACAAAGGGAGAAAUCCUUCAGAUACGUUGUCUUUCCACCCCCACCCCCCCACUUGCAAACCGGAGUGGAAUCAUCAAGGAAAAAAAAAAAGCUUCGCCAGCUGAUAGCUGGUGCCUUUACACAAACCGGCCCUUGUAUAAUUUCCUUGUACUGUAAUAAGUUUGGAUCUUUGUGUUGUAAUCCAGGCGCCAAAAAAAAAAAAAAAGCUGCCAAACAGAUGAAACAGACAGUGCUCUUUGCAUUUUUACUUUGGUGAAAAGGAAAGGCAUUUCCAACUAUUUGGUAUCAAAAGAACGUUUCAGAGUAGCCUGGGCCAAUCCACUGCUGGUUUUUGCAAGCUUUUUGGUAGCUCCCUAACUACAUAUAUUUUUUUUAUUUAAAAAAAAAAUAUACAACAGGGUACUAUUAAAGCAGCUGAAAUCCUUGGUGUCCUUAUGUAAAAAGAACAUUUGUAGGGUGUUUGUUUGAUCUCCAAAUAUUUGUCCUAUCCAGAUGUUCAUGUUAAUUUAACCUUCUCUCUCUCUCUCUCUAGCAGAGCAACUGCAUUCCGUACUUGAUUUUUUAUCUUCUCUUAACUGUCUAAUAUGUGAAAACAAGCUGAGUCUCUGGAGAUGUGCAGAGCCAACUAUUUUAUAUGGAGGGGUAGUAAUCACAGUUUUACCAGGAUCUUUACAUUUUUAAUAUUUUUAAAAAAUAGAUUUGAGAAAAUGGGAAUAAAAGGGAAUAAUUAUCAUCAUUUGAGAUUGUUUACUAUAUCUCCUUUACUGGAGAUCACUGUCACUUACAGAUAGGCGGAGACCUCUUGAUUUCUUUUUAAGGGCUUCACCAAGCCUGAACCUUCUUUCCUUCCUUAAGACCCUAUAACUGCAAUCUAUGAUCCUCACCAAAGGCACUCUGUGGGCAGAGCUGGCCAUUACAUAAUGUGCAUAGCUACUCCCUGCACCCCACCCCCCAAAAAAGCAAAGUUGCAUUGGUUACUUUCUCCCCUUGUCUUUAGCCUCUAGAUCAGGGGUAUCAAACUUGAUUUCAUUGAGGGCUGCAUCAGGGUUGUGUUUAACCUUAGGGGGCCAGGGUAGGCAUGGCUUGGGUGGGCAUUGCCAGAGUGUCGGGGGGCACCUGUGGUGGCUCGAGCGCUCUCCCAGCGACAACGCUCCUGAAUGCCAUUUUCGGCUCCGAUGGCCUCCUGCAACCCUCUGCCAGCAAAAAUGGAGCUGGGGGGGGGCACAUGCAGAGGCACCAUGGGCCGGUCCUUUGCUGUUUUCAGGGCAGCCCCGUGGCCCAGAUCCAGGGGUGAAAUAUUCCCAGUUCGCAUGAUCCGGUAGCGAUUGCGGCAGGUGGUUCAGAGAACCGGUAGCGAUGGCGGCACGAAGCUCCGCCCACCCACCUGGGUGUUGUUACUUCCUGCUUUUAAAAGGUAAAAAAAAGGCUCUGAUGAUCGCGCACCACAGCUCUGAUCCUCAGAGCCUUUUUUUAACCUUUUAAAAGCAUUUUUUUACAACCUAUUCGCCCGAGCCAGUAGUAACAAAAUGCUUUUAAAAGGUUAAAAAAGGCUCAAUCGUAGCCUUUUUUUUAAAUAAGGGUAGGGUUGGGGAAUCUGUUUUUGCUCCCAGCAGGCUUUCUGUCUUUUGAUCCCCAGUCACAUGGUUACAUAGCCACGCCCACCCAGUCAGAUGACACCUCCCCCCCACCCCCCCCAAGCCACACACACAGAACUGGUAGGAAAGAAAUUUAGAUUUCACCACUGGCCAGAUCUAAAUACCCUAUGGGCCGGAUCUGGCCCCCUGACCUUGAGUUUGACACCCAUGCUCUAGAUCACCUUAAUCCAAAUUGAGGAAUCAUCAUGCCAUGAAUAAAUGCCUAGAAAUAUUUGGUAUAAUGAGGCAAUUUGAACUAGAAGAUGAUCUUGAGAAAGCAAGACUCAAAUUUAGGGCUGCACUUUCGAGCACUUGUCUUACAUAUUAGUGCAUGGGUCUGCCUUACAAGUUCAGUGAUGUUGAGUUGGAUCAGAUAGUAUCUGUCUUAUCCUCAUCUUUCUUUAGUACAAGAUGCAUUUUCACAUAUUUUGGAAAUUUCCAGACAGGAACAUAUGAACAAGUGCUGUACUCAGUGGUUACCCCAAAAUUAAAUGCAAAACGUUUUAUUUUAAAUAGCCCAAAUCUUGUAAAAUCCAUAAAGUGUAUAAGAUCAUGGUCUUUUUUGUUCAAAUUAUGUAAGAUUCUGGGCAUUUAAAAAAAUAUUGUUUUUAGCACCUCUGACGCAGCACUUGUUCUUGGGAUAACAUCUCCUGCCAGAAAGCUUGCUCAUUCUGUUGUAGAGUGUACACUUGUGCAAACUGAUGUGCAUCAAGCAGUUCAGACCCCAGUUUUUUUUAAUGUGGAGUAACUAUGGUGUUAUCCUGUGUUUAUGUAUUCCUCAAUUGCGUACCCGCAGGCCUUAUUCCUUAUGCCCCCACUUGAAUGUUUAAUAAACAGGGCAUGCUCUGGAUUUCCCACUGUACAGAAGGGAUGGAUUUUUGCAGCAUUAUUGCCUGAUCUAGCCGGUGACUCUGUAGUUCAAAACAGUGGAAAAAAUUGGGCAUGUAAUCUUCAGCAGAGGCUCAGAGAUUAUACCGUACUAACUGGGUUCAAACAGCACACUUAUCUAGAUUCAAACAUGUCUGCGAACGAUGAAAGCAUCCCGAUGUUACCCUUUUUCUGAAAGUUCACUGUGCCAUUGCCUGCAUGCAGCUGAAACUUCAUUUUUCUGAGUCAAUAUGUUGUACAAACAUAGCCCUUUAAGUUAGCUCACAGUUCAGUAUAUUGUGGGAACUCAGAAAACUGGUUAAUUUAAAAAUGAAGUAAAGGUUUUUUUUAAUACAAAUCCCGCCAAGAACUGAAAAUCAGAUUAAAACCACAAAAUGAGUUUCUUUAGGGUGCUGGGAUCCUCAACUCAGUGUUCAAAAACUGCUUUUUAACCUGCUGACUUCAAUGUCAUCUUGACCCUAAAUUUCUAAUGUUUCGUUGUUAUUGAGAUUGAGAUAAAAAGAACACUAAGCGAGUUGUGAAUUUGAGGGGAAGAAAUUCUUGUUUUUGUUUUUUUUAAAAAAUAUUUUAUAUGUGCUUAAUGGUUUCUUUUUUAAAAAAUGUAUAUGUUCAUGUAGAUUUUUAAAAUCACAUUGUGGCUGCUGUAAGUGAAAAUUUUUGAUAAUUUAAGAGCCUUUUAAUUGUGUUGGUUUACUGUUUCGUGUGUUCUUUUCCUGUCAUGCUGCUCUAUUCCACUGUUCACAAUACACAAUAGCCUAAUUUAUGAGCAUUAAAAAAAACAAACCAGUUCCCAACAUCUUUACUUUUAAAUUAGAAAUCUACUCCAAGAGCAGAAAAAAAAAUUACGGUAAAAACAAAUUUUACUUUCCUUUUUUUCUUUCUUGCUCUUUUCUACUAAGUUGUGGCAUCAACUCUUUCGUGGUUUACCUUGAAAAGAGACCGGCCCACAACUGUGGACUUUCAUUUUUUUAAUCAUUAAAAGUACUUCCUUAAAAAUUAUGCUUAAAUGAUUUGAAUUAAGCACCAAAGCAUGGUAUUGAACUCUAGCCCUGCCCUAGUUAAAGCAGCUUUUCCGGAUUCGGGGACAUAAUCACUUUUCUCACUUCUGGUUGGCUUGAUGGGAGGCAGCCAGAAAGACCACCCUUCCUGCAUAUUUUUACCAUGAGAGAAGAACAGGAAACUUUAUAAUCACAUCCUUGAAUCGAAAUGUGAGAGCUCAGUCUAUGGAUUUCUUGGCUGACUGAAAGUGAAGACGGGCCAACACUCUGAAGCAGCAAUCACCCGAUCGGGCACCUUUGAACUGUUAGACUAUGUCUCCCAUUGUCUCCAGCCAGCAUAGCUGAAAGUUAUGUGAGCUGCAGUUCAAUACAUAACAGUAUGGAAGGUUCCAGGUUUGCCAAAGUCUGUUCCAGGGUAUGGUAGAAUUGGUUAUAAUGCAGAUUGCCUUCGUCUGAAAUACUGUUAUGUGCAUGGAAUGGCAACUCCUGUAUGUUCAAACCAUUUCUACUACAUUGGGAAUGCUUGUUUGCCUUUUGCCUGGGUAGCUGUUAACGUUAAUAGAAAUUGUUCAACUUAGCAAACACAAUAAAAACAUAUACAGAAUUUUCUUUGCAAAGAGCCAAUUUCGCUGCCUGGAAUCAUGUGUUUGAGAUGGGCAGCCAGAAUGAAUGAAUGAAUGAAUGAAAAAAAAAUAAAGGCUGUCAGUAACAAAUUCUUCAUGGGGUGCUAUGAAAUAUUCUGUACUUGGUAAUACUUUCUCUUUCUAUUGUAUAUAUUUCCACUUAAAUUCUCUGUGAAAGUAAGUAGGGGAAAAAGACAUGCUGUCAACUGUCCAAUUGAGUUUGAUUUUAUUAAAUUAUUUUUGGCAACAGAAA
Molecule: messenger RNA, 7576 nt
Organism: Ahaetulla prasina
Lineage: Eukaryota; Metazoa; Chordata; Lepidosauria; Squamata; Colubridae
Gene: SLC37A3
Product: solute carrier family 37 member 3
Exons: 16
Coding region: 755-2302 (515 amino acids)
Biological process (GO): transmembrane transport
Cellular component (GO): endoplasmic reticulum membrane
Molecular function (GO): transmembrane transporter activity
Source: RefSeq, a predicted model, not a curated record